AUGGUGGCGAGCCCUGCGUGGCUCUGCCACAGAUCCAAGAGUUUCUAUAAUGGUGUUGCUCCCUUAUGGAUGAAGCAGAUUCCAUACACAAUGAUGAAAUUUGCAUGUUUUGAAUGAACAGCGGAAGCUUUAUACAAAUAUGUUGUUCCCAAACCAAGAAGUGAAUGUUCAAAGGCAGAACAGCUGGUUGCAUUUAUAGCAGGCUACAUACCUGGUAUUUUCUGUGCCAUUGUUUCACAUCCUGCUGAUUCUGUUGUGUCUGUUCUGAAAAAAGGACAGUUCAGCUCUAGAAGUACUGAAAAGGCUUGGCUUCAAAGGUGAGGAUUCAAAUGAUGCUGGAAAGGGUCUGUUGCCCAUAUCGUCAUGGUUGGUACGCUGACAGCAUUACAGUGGUUCAUCUAUGAUUCUGUGAAAGUUUAUUGCCAGAUUCCUCACCCACAUCCACCUGAGAUGCCAGAAUCUCUGAGAAUAAAGAAGAAAAAGCUUGGGCUUACUGAAUGA
Gekko japonicus is the source of this 501-nucleotide messenger RNA. It is a transcript of the gene SLC25A3, whose product is annotated as solute carrier family 25 (mitochondrial carrier; phosphate carrier), member 3. Lineage: Eukaryota; Metazoa; Chordata; Lepidosauria; Squamata; Gekkonidae. The record is from RefSeq and is a predicted model, not a curated record. Gene Ontology annotation, molecular function: phosphate transmembrane transporter activity. Gene Ontology annotation, cellular component: mitochondrial inner membrane. Gene Ontology annotation, biological process: mitochondrial phosphate ion transmembrane transport.